Oncorhynchus gorbuscha (pink salmon) is the source of this 4094-nucleotide messenger RNA. Its product is annotated as kinesin heavy chain-like. Bases 25 to 2055 code for a protein of 676 amino acids. Gene Ontology annotation, biological process: microtubule-based movement. Gene Ontology annotation, molecular function: microtubule binding; ATP binding; microtubule motor activity. The transcript has 16 exons. The record is from RefSeq and is a predicted model, not a curated record. NCBI's taxonomy places the organism in Eukaryota, Metazoa, Chordata, Actinopteri, Salmoniformes, Salmonidae.
CACGUCCCGUACAGGGACAGCAAGAUGACCCGUAUCUUGCAGGACUCUCUAGGGGGUAACUGUAGGACCACCAUCAUCAUCUGUGCAUCUCCCUCCAUCUACAACGAGUGUGAGACCAAGUCUACCCUCAUGUUCGGACAGAGAGCCAAGACCAUCAAGAACACCGUGUCUGUGAACCUGGAGCUGACUGCUGAGGAGUGGAAGAACAAGUACAACAAGGAGAAAGACAAGAACAAGAGUCUGAAGAACGUUAUCCACAGGCUGGAGAUGGAACUCAACCGCUGGAGGAACGGUGAGAACGUCCCUGAGGAGGAUCAGCUGAGUGCUAAGGAGCAGAAGCACCUGGAGCCGUGUGACAACACUCCCAUCAUAGAUAACAUGGCUCCAGCUAACGGACUGGUUCUGGUCUCCACCGAGGAGAAGAGCAAGUACGAAGAGAACAUCAGCAAUCUGUACAAACAACUGGACGACAAGGAUGAUGAGAUCAACCAGCAGAGCCAGCUGGCUGAGAAACUCAAGGAACAGAUGUUAGACCAGGAUGAGCUGCUGGCGUCGACGAGAAGAGACUAUGAGAAGAUCCAUGAGGAUCUGUCUCGUCUGCAGACGGAGAACGAGGCUGCCAAGGAGGAGGUGAAGGAGGUGCUGCAGGCGUUGGAGGAGCUGGCUGUGAACUACGAUCAGAAGAGCCAGGAGGUGGAGGACAGGAGCCAGGCCAACCAACAGCUGCAAGAGGAGCUGCAGCAGAGGACUACGGUCCUGUUGUCAGUUCAGAUGGAGCUGACCACGCUCCAGGAGCUCAGUGGACACCAGAAGAAGAGAGCCGCAGAGAUCCUCCACCUGCUGCUCAGAGACCUCAGUGAGAUAGGAGCCACCAUGGGCACCAGCGACAUCAAGAUGAUGGCUGAGGGGAACGGUAACGGUGGAGUGAUUGAGGAAGAGUUCACCAUGACCCGUCUCUACAUCAGUAAGAUGAGGUCAGAGGUCAAGUCUCUGGUGAACCGCUCCAAGCAGCUGGAAAGCUCCCAGGGUGACACCUCACGCAAGAUGGCCGCCAACGAGAAGGAGCUGGCUUCCUGUCAGCUGCUCAUCUCCCAGCACCAGGCCAAGAUCAAGUCCCUGACAGACUACAUGCAGAACAUGGAACAGAAGAAGAGACAGCUGGAGGAGAGUCAGGACGCUCUGACUGAGGAGCUGGCCAAGAUGCACGCUCAGGAGAAAAUGCACGAGGUGUCAGUGGUGGACACGGAGAAGGAGCACGUCAGUAGACUGGAGGGUGAAGAGGAGGUUAAGAAGACUCUAGAACAUCAGAUGGAGGCUCACAGAGAGGCCCACCAGAAGCAGCUGGCCCGACUCAGGGACGAGAUCGAUGACAAACAGAGGACGCUGGAUGAACUCACAGAUCUGAACCAGGGCCUGAUGCUGGAGCAGAGGAAGCUGAUGUCUGACCAUGAGAAGCUGAAGGUGGAGGAACAGGAGAAGGACAUGACGCUCCAGAAGCUGGUCAUCUUCAACGAGCAGAGAGAGCAGGCCAGACAGGACCUCAAGGGACUGGAGGAGACUGUGGCCAAGGAGCUGCAGACUCUUCAUAACCUACGCAGGCUCUUUGUUCAAGACCUCACAACACGCGUCAAGAAGAGUGCAGAGCUGGACUGUGAGGAUGGAGUGGGCAGCGCCGCCCAGAAACAGAAGAUCUCCUUCCUGGAGAAUAACCUGGAGCAACUCACUAAAGUCCACAAGCAGUUGGUGCGUGACAACGCGGACCUUCGCUGCGAGCUUCCCAAGCUGGAGAAGCGUCUGCGGGCCACGGCCGAGCGGGUCAAGGCCCUGGAGAAUGCGCUGAAGGAUGCCAAGGAGAACGCUAUGAGGGACAGGAAACGCUACCAGCUAGAGGUGGACCGCAUCAAGGAGGUCGUCAGGACCAAGAACAUGGCCAGGAGAGGAAACUCCGCUCAGAUCGCUAAGCCCAUCCGGCCAGGCCAACACCCCUUGUCUUCCCCUACAGUCAUCAGAGGAGGAGGCCUCUACAGCCACAGCUACAACCUCAGCACCAAGUAACCAUGUAGAAUCCAGACCCUGAGUCACGAGUGCAUGUGUGGUAGGUACAGACUGUCCCAUUCCCAGUAAGACCCCUCUGCCCUCAUCCUCUUGUCCUUCCUCUGGGUCUAGGAGUAAGACCCCUCUGUCCUCAUCCUUCUGUCCUUCCUCUGGGUCUAGGAGUAAGACCCCUCUGUCCUCAUCCUCCUGUCCUUCCUCUGGGUCUAGGAGUAAGACCCCUCUGCCCUCAUCCUCCUGUCCUUCCUCUGGGUCUAGGAGUAAGACCCCUCUGCCCUCAUCCUCCUGUCCUUCCUCUGGGUCUGGGAGGAAGACCCCUCUGCCCUCAUCCUCCUGUCCUUCCUCUGGGUCUAGGAGUAAGAACCCUCUGCCCUCAUCCUCCUGUCCUUCCUCUGGGUCUAGGAGUAAGACCCCUCUGCCCCCUUCCACUCUACUCUGUGGCAUCUUUCAUAGUUUUCACAUACUGUAUGUCUCUCUCUUUUCCAUUGUACAUGUACAUAUAUAUUUCAUUGUAGUGUCUUGGAGGGGAAGAUGUGUGCUGAUAGAUGGUUACAUGUAUAUUACAGAGGGUGAUAUGCCACCACUAAGAACCACAUUGUAUAGCAUGUCACAGUAAUGUUAACAUGACCUUUACUUGAUGUUGAAGAAUCCUUUGCUUUUCCGACUGCAUUAGGAAUGUAUGAUAGUUCACCUGAAGAAGUUCAAAGUUCAGACUGGAAUGAUCGCCCACCUGCACUGUGUUUUGCACCAUAUUAAUUUACUUCAGUUAUGAUCAGCACAUUGUUUUUGCUCUGUUGUAUUGGUAAGCAUAUUGAUCAUGGUUUACCUAUGCUUUUAGGGACACUUUAUUCUUAAAAUAAGCUAAGUUUGAAUGUAAUGUUUUAAUUCACUUACAAAACAAGCUGUGCUUUAUUUAAGCAAUAAGGCCUGAGGGGGUGUGAUAUAGGACCAAUAUACCACGGCUAAGGACUGUUCUAAGGCACGACGCAAUGUGGAGUGCCUGGACACAGCCCUUAGCCGUGGUAUAUUGGUCCUAUACCACAAACCACUGAGGUGCCUUAUUGAUAUUAUAAACUGGUUACCAAUGUAUUUAGAGCAGUAAAAAUACAUGUUUUGUCAUACGGUCUGAUAUACCACGACUGUCAGCCAAUCAGCAUUCAGGGCUCGAACCAUCCAGUUUUUAAUUUCAAUUAUGCAACUGAUUGUAAUGACCACUGCGUUGAAAAACUCGUGGGGCGUAGACCAAAAAAAUGUCCCAAUGUUACCAAGAGCGUCAAAUUGUGAGGUAGAUUUCAAUAUCCACCAUUAGAGGGCAGUGUUUGACAGUGUAGUGCACUGCACUGUAUCCAUACUAGGCUAAUGCAGUGAUGCUGAUCAGCCAAUCAGAGAUGUUCAUGCAGUGAUCCUGGGGAACAGUGCAAUACACUCUAUAUCCAAAACACUAACAGAAAGAGAAAUUGGUAUAAAAAAAAAUAAUGUAAUGUAAACUUUCUACUUACAAUGUGGCUCCAAUUGUUUUCGUCAUUUAUCACCGAACUUGCCUCUCACCACUUGCCAAACUGUCAUUGUAAAUAAACAUGUCUUCGUAACUGACUUGCCUAAUAUAAACUCAUUUUAAGUAAAGGUCAUGUAAAUAAAUCUCAUCAGGAAGUGAAUUAUGUUUCAUCUGAAUGGAGAUCCAUUCCCCAAGUAUGUGUUGAUCAUUUCUGUUAUGCUUUUAAUUUGAUAAUCUCAGAGCAUGAUUUGGAUAUAUGUACGUAAGGUUCUAGACAUGUGUUCCAUUUGUAAAUGGUUACAUUGUUGCAGUUUGCUCCUCCAUGCCUAUAGCUGCUCACCGUAGUAUGGCUGUGGGGUGUUGUAAGACGUUCCCUCAAUGAAGGAACAGCACCACAAGGACAAUGAGCUUUGAGACGCUGCUUUGAACUCUGCCUGUGAUCUUAUGGAGGCUCCAGAUAAAAGCAGGAAUAUGAUUGAUUCAUGGCCAUUCUAACUGCAUGAUGUAUAAUUCAUUUGAAAUGUUUAAAUCCAAGCGAAUAAAUAAA